AUGGCGGCGAUGAUGGGAUUUGGGGGCUUUGGCUCCACCAAGGGGAAGAAGGUCGUGGGCAACAAUGUCGGCGCGGUGAGGAAGGAGAAGAAGACUGAAUACCGCCAGUACAUGAACCGUGUUGGCGGUUUCAACAGGCCGCUGAGCCCUCCCCGCUGA
This is a messenger RNA of Cryphonectria parasitica EP155, 159 nucleotides long. Its product is annotated as DUF1777-domain-containing protein. The record is from RefSeq and is a predicted model, not a curated record. Gene Ontology annotation, biological process: RNA splicing. The transcript has a single exon. Gene Ontology annotation, cellular component: precatalytic spliceosome. The coding region runs from base 1 to 159 and encodes 52 amino acids. Lineage: Eukaryota; Fungi; Ascomycota; Sordariomycetes; Diaporthales; Cryphonectriaceae.